GGAUCAACUACUACUUCAAUAAUACACCAUCGAAAAAUACCCUUCGCUUGACUAAAUUCGUUUGCGUCGAUGCACCCUAUCAGCGGACGGUACUCCAUUACUGCAAAACGAUUCCUCGACGUAAUCAAUCGGCAACAUUAAACGUGUCUCUUACCGUACCGGAAGAAAUUAAUAUUGUGUACUUCGUUGCCCAGUUGGACUAUAAGUCGAUCCCGACUGGUGAAUAUAGGCUAAAAGUUAAAUUUCUCUUCUUCGACAACGUGACAUUAUUUUCAGUGCAUGUUUUCUUCAAUGUGAGGAGCAAGGGAUUGUUUCGAUCCAUGAUUGAAUGGUGA
Molecule: messenger RNA, 335 nt
Organism: Anopheles cruzii
Lineage: Eukaryota; Metazoa; Arthropoda; Insecta; Diptera; Culicidae
Exons: 2
Source: RefSeq, a predicted model, not a curated record